Biomphalaria glabrata is the source of this 480-nucleotide messenger RNA. RefSeq names its product succinate dehydrogenase [ubiquinone] cytochrome b small subunit A, mitochondrial-like. NCBI's taxonomy places the organism in Eukaryota, Metazoa, Mollusca, Gastropoda, Planorbidae. Gene Ontology annotation, biological process: mitochondrial electron transport, succinate to ubiquinone; tricarboxylic acid cycle. The record is from RefSeq and is a predicted model, not a curated record. Gene Ontology annotation, molecular function: heme binding; ubiquinone binding. Gene Ontology annotation, cellular component: membrane; mitochondrial envelope.
AUGGCGACUGUGUCUCUUCUACGAAAUUGCUGAAGGUGCUCCCGCUAGCUCCUGCAGAUGCAACCACUUAGUUCGAAUCAAUUAAUCUUGUCAUUUACUGCUAGUUCCGCUCUGGAAACUAUUGAAUAGUUUCGUGCUAGGAAAGGACCUUUCACUCCAGAGAAGACAUGAAAAGGUCAGCUAAUUACAGCUUCAACACAUUGAAAACGUGAGCGUAUAAUAGCUCUAGGCAUGGUUGGCCUCAUGCCAGCUGCUUUGUUUAUUCAGGUAUCUACAACGAACCAUUUGCUCAGAUUUGUUUACCCCCAUGGUUUCUGGUGAAUCGAUGAAGUGCUGAAAGAUUACCUAGUGAAAUUUUUGCUCUGAUUUUGGCAAAAGUUUUUGUAUCUUCUGACUGUCAUUGGUUUUGCUGGUCUAGUCAACUUUAAUUUCAAUGACGUUGGUGUGUGCAAAGUCAUUAAGAUGCUCUGUUUCUUGUAA